Molecule: messenger RNA, 4997 nt
Organism: Dromiciops gliroides (monito del monte)
Lineage: Eukaryota; Metazoa; Chordata; Mammalia; Microbiotheria; Microbiotheriidae
Gene: SCRN1
Product: secernin 1
Exons: 9
Coding region: 197-1441 (414 amino acids)
Biological process (GO): proteolysis
Molecular function (GO): cysteine-type exopeptidase activity; dipeptidase activity
Source: RefSeq, a predicted model, not a curated record
GGGUGGUGAGAGAGCAGCCAGGGGGGCGGGGAAGUACCCGCAGCCGCUCGGGCAGUUUCUGCUACAGCCACUGCAGCCCCGGCUGCCGCAGCAGCAGCAGCCACAGGAGCAGCAUCCUUAACAGCAGAAGCAUCCGCCGCCGCCUCCGCGGUGCCGAGACAGAACAAGCCAGGGAGAGCGCGAGCGCCCAGCCAGGAUGUCUGUGGCUCCUCCCAGCUAUUGCUUUGUGGCCUUCCCCCCACGGGCCAAGGAUGGGCUGGUGGUGUUUGGGAAGAAUUCGGCUCGGCCCAGAGAUGAAGUCCAAGAGGUUGUCUAUAUUGCAGCUGCUGACCACGAACCUGAAAGCAAAGUGGAGUGCACAUACAUCACAAUUGAACAAGUCCCCAAGACACACGCCAUUGUGAUCAGCAGACCUGCCUGGCUUUGGGGUGCAGAAAUGGGAGCCAACGAGCAUGGGGUCUGCAUCGCCAAUGAAGCUAUCAGCACCAGAGAGCCAGCCCCUGAGAGUGAAGCCUUACUAGGGAUGGACCUGGUCAGGCUGGGUCUAGAAAGAGGUGCUACGGCCAAAGAGGCCUUUGAGGUCAUUGUCUCCUUGUUGGAAGAGCAUGGGCAAGGUGGAAAUUACUAUGAAGAUGGGAACUCAUGCCACACUUUCCAAAGCGCAUAUCUGAUUGUGGAUCGAGAAGAAGCCUGGGUGCUAGAAACCAUAGGGAAAUACUGGGCAGCUGAAAAAAUCACAGAGGGAGUGAAAUGCAUUUGUAACCAGCUUUCCAUCACCAGCAAGAUCGAUGUGGAGCACCCUGAGCUCAGGAGUUAUGCUGAAGGUCAAGGCUGGUGGACAACAGACCAAGAGUUCAACUUCUCAGAGGUGUUUUCUCAAGCAGAUGAUCACCUAGGCUGUUGUUCAGGCAAAGACAGCCUAGAAAAACAAGAGGAGAGCAUCACUGUGCAAACCAUGAUGAAUGUUUUGCGGGACAAAGCCAGUGGGGUCUGUGUGGAUUCUGACUCUUUCCUCACUACUGCCAGCAUUGUGUCUGUCUUGCCCCAGGAAGGGAGUUCACCAUGCAUACACUACUUCACUGGGACCCCAGAUCCCUCCAGGUCCAUAUUCAAGCCUUUCAUCUUUGUGGAUGAUGUAAAGCUGGUCCCUAAAGUUCAGUCUCCCUGUUUUGGGGAGGAUGACCCUGCCAAGAAGGAGCCCCGUUUUCUGGAGAAGCCUGACCGUCGGCAUGAGCUCUAUAAAGCCCAUGAGUGGGCACGAGCUGUCAUUGAAAGUGACCAGGAUCAAGGUCACAAGCUCAUGGAGACCAUGUUAGACCUGGAGAAGCAAGGGCUGGAGGCCAUGGAAAGCAUUUUAAGCAGCGCAGACCCCAUGGACCCCACUGAAGUGGCCGACCUUUUCUAUGACUGUGUUGACACGGAGAUUAAGUUCUUUAAGUGAAUGAUGAUGGGCACGCUUAGCCUUUUCCCAAGAAGACUAGCGCUUGUCAAGCCUUGAAGGAUAGUCUUCACAUUGCUGAAUUUUCAGGAAAGCAAAACGAAAGCAAAACCUUUAAAAGAGUCUUUGUCUCUUCUUAGUAGCUGUUUCAAGUUUAACCAACUGGCUUUUCUUUGCCCAGUCACAUGCUGUUUUGUGUAGAGUCCAAGGAGAAUGUCAGCAGGGUGGCCACAACUUUCCAGCGGGUGUGCUGUCUGAUACCCCAUGGAAUGCUUUUCCGGGCCACUAGAACAAAUGGAUAAGAGGAGACCUCCCUGGCCCAUGUUCUGAUGACUCGAAUCAUAGACGUGUUUCUCUUCUAGUCAGUGUGCUUGCAAUGUGUCCCCAGAAAGGCACACACAUAAGUGUCUCAGAGGGAAUUGGAGACAUUGGAGAGGCGCUGAGUCAGUGCAUGGAUUGAUGCUAAACCAGCCCCUGCAGCACGGAUCUCGGCAGGCCAGCUGCUUCUCCACCUGGAUGGUGUCAUGUAUAUAGAUGAUUCACAACCAAGUUGCUGCUGGCUAGCUUGAGGUUACUGUCAUUAAAUGGCCUCAUGGAAGGAUUCCAAACAUACAGAAGCUGGGAAUCCGCCAACAUGCAAGGCAGGAGAGGGGAAAACCAGCAGCCAGUGACCAUGGGAGUUUGGGGGGCAUCUUUGGCAGCCACUGUUCUCGCAUGCCUAGAUUUCCUCAUUUCUCUGGGAAACUCAGAGGAGCUCUCCCAGUGUAUGCAUUCUCUCAGCAGCCACUUAGAGUAAUUAAGUUGAUUCGUUCUGCACGUGUAGAAUUAAGUCAAAGAAAGCAAUUUGCCAACAGCGCCUGGAAACCAACUUAAGGGAGACUAGACUGGGUCAGCACUAUGAAGACAGAGUGCAAGGAGGGGUUAGAGAGGUCCUGGAUUUCUCUGAGGUGCAGCUGACAUUUAUUUACAAAUCACUCCGAGGCUUCCCAAAUAGGUUACCUGCAUCUGAUUCUACUUUCUGCUGCUAGCUGGACAUUGUUCACUUUUCCUCCAUCUGACUCCUCUUCUUCAUUGUUCCCCCACUCCUCAGCUGCUGUCUCCCCAAAAGCUCCUAGACUAGGGUGUCCCCUUGCUUGACUAGGAGGAGGGAGGCUGAUGCCUCUGUUCUCUAAAGCCCUCCAUUAUCACUAAAAUGAUAGGGAGGGAUGCAAGAUGAUCAUCAGCUGAAAUGAACAAAUGCAACUAACAAAAGGAAUGGGGCCAACUACUAGCACCCAGUCCAGGACCACUGAAAUCUGAUGGCUACUUUUCAUCACUUGUGUUGAUAAGACUGCACAGGUGGGACAGCAUCUAAGGUCACCUAACCCCCACUAACGUAGUUCCAGCCUGCUUCCUUGCAUAGAUACGCUCCUUGCUUCAAACCUGUUAGCGAAAGGCUUGUGGUGAUUGAAAAGCAUGGCUACCUUGUCAAUUUCUCUAUCUUAUGAUGUUAAUUCCAAGUGAGGAAAUGCCUGAGAGCUGUUCAAGGCGAAAGAGAGACCAGGCUGUGGGGUGUGCUUUUGUUCAGAGCUAGGAAGGAGGGGCCACAAAGAUAAAUUUGCCUCCAUUUUCAGACUGUGGGCUACCAAACAUACCAUUUUCUCUCUGGAGACCCUUGACUACUUCUCUUUAGUUUCCCUGGCUAGAACAGUUUUCUUAGGCCUCCCAGAUGCUGGUGGCAGUCAAGGGUAAGGAAUGGCAAAGACGAUUUGGCGACAUGCCUCAUCUCAGUGGUCACUCCUGAGACUAGCUGUAGACUAUGGGUUCUUAGACCCCAUGGACUCCUUUGGUAGUCUGGAGAAGCCUGUGAACCCCUGCACAGAAUCAUAUUUUUAAAUGUGUAAGAUUAAAUAUAUAAAAUUAUAAAGGAAGCCAGUUAUAUUGAAAUAUAAUUAUAAAAAUAUUUUUUAAAAAGUUCAUGGAUCCCUUGAGAUCUAUCCAUGGACCCCAGAUUAAGGAUCCUGUGUAACAGAAGGAGUGAUGCUGUAAUAUGGGGUAUUUUAAGUGAACUAAGAGAAUCUAGGAAAAACAUUCCACAAACUCACGAUGGGGGCUGGGGUCAGAAGACCUUCUACUAUUGAGAACUCAGAGAUCUGCUCCAUAUCAAUCAAGUUGAUUUAAAUGCUGAGAACAUAAGUUUGGUUCUCCUGAUUUCUACUGUGGCUUAAGCCCUUACUGGUAUAAUUCUGAAGGUCAGCCUUGUUGCUCUAACUUGGUGACAGGAAUGCUGAGACUAUCACACAAACAUUGACCUUGCUUGGCCAGAUUGAAAGAAGUGUGGAGCAGACUCUGGAGGGUCAUUUGGACCAUCCCUAUCUAUGCUGUUCCUAGCCCAGCAUCAUUAUCCUGAUUCAAGAACUCAGAGCAAGUGUUGUUUUUUUUGGAUAAGGCUGAUUACAAAGAAAUAUGGGUCUCAUAUUGCAUCCACUUUGGGGAUGACCCCUGACUAGUUUCUGUUUCCCCAAGUGUUAUGGGAAGGUGGCCACUGAAAAGCAAUUCUAUUUGGGUAGGCUAAGUCAUUGAUGUUUCUGCCACUCCCUCUGAAUGGUUUUGCACAUUUAUUUAACUAAUGACACAAUUCUGUGCCUGAUCUGUUUGGGUCUUUGUUUUCUGUGGCUGAAAAAAACCCAACCCCCCAAAUGACCCAACAACUCCAAACUAACCACGACUCAACAGGGGCUUUGGGGAAAAAACUUGAGGAGGCUCAUGAGCUCCUCAAGGGUUUGCUUUUCCGGUCUGUUCAUGGAGAGAAAAGUGAUAGUGUAGGCAAAGUUAUUAAAAAUAAGUCCCAAUGUUUGGAAUGUUGACAGAUUUUUUACCAUCAUAUGUUCAGAAGACAUGAACAAUAGGGCUAGAAAGGCUGGCCAGAAUCAUCAUUUUCUCCAGUUCCAGACACUAAUUGGAUUGUUGUUUAAUUAGACUCUAGCUGGUUACCAGCCACAGAUGAGGACAGGUCAACUGUUUUAAGAAGAAAGAGCCCGGAUUUUGCAAAAUGAGCUGUAAAGGUUGAGAGUGGAAAAGGUAGAAUGUGUAACUUACCAGUUAUUCAAAUUGUCACCACCAUGAAGAAGCUCUUACAUCAGAACUCACAGGCAUUAUUACUCCACUUCUUGGCUGUUGAGUUAAGACAUGGAAUUAUCAGAACAUACCUAUGCCGAGAGAGACAUCAUGACCUAGUGGGCAGAAGGUCAGCCUUGGGGUCAGGAAGACAUGGGUUCAAGUUUUACCUCCAUGGUACACAGUAGUCACACAGAUCCACUUCUCCCAGUCCUGGAGGCCAGGAGGCUUCAUUGAUUAGAUUCUUCUUAGCCAAUGCUGAUCAUUCCAUGCAAGUCCUGUUAACCCGUUCUGAUUCUUUGUUGAUGUGUGCUUUCUCUACUGAACCCAACACAAUGUGAAUCUUUAUUUGCUAAUUUCUUGUGGAAACUCACCUGCACCUGUUUGCAAUCAUCUUGUGUAAACUAAAGUGUCUUUACUGGAAACAUACUCUUUGUUGAGAACAAUAAAAGACAAAGCAUUC